AUGGCCGACUUUGAUUUAUCAUCCACUUUUAUUCCCGCCCUUCACAAACCUUCCUCGUUACUACCGAUAGCUCAACAUCGUGAAAGUCUCCUUUAUCUUAUCGAGACAUAUCCUGUUACUAUUGUUGUUGGACAUACAGGUUCGGGAAAAACAACACAGAUACCUCAAUAUCUUGAACAAGCAGGAUGGUGUGCAGAUGGGAAACAAAUAGCUGUCACUCAGCCUCGUCGAGUGGCAGCAACUACCGUAGCAAUCAGAGUUGCAGAAGAAGUUGGAUGUGAAGUAGGUAAAGAGGUUGGAUAUUCAAUUCGAUUUGAAGAUGUCACUUCUGCUGCGACCAAGAUAAAAUUCUUGACCGAUGGACUUCUUUUACGAGAAGCUCUGGUCGAUCCUUUACUAUCACGUUACUCGGUUAUCAUGGUCGAUGAAGCUCAUGAACGAUCAUUGAGUACUGAUAUUCUUCUGGGGGUUCUCAAAAAGAUUUUGAAAAGACGUCCAAAUGAUUUGAGAAUCAUCAUAAGUAGUGCUACUCUUCAAGCUGAAGAUUUUCUAAAUUUCUUUUCUGAUGAUACAGAUGCGGAUGUCAAGCCUAAAUCUGAUGAUGCAAUAACUCUUGAUGAUUUGAUCGCUCAAGGUAGCUCUUCAGCAAUUAGCCCAAAAAAUGAUGGGAAAAUUGGUCAAAUUAUUAGUUUGGAAGGUAGAAUGUAUCCUGUUGAUCUUCUCUACCUAGAAACUCCAGCUGAAGAUUAUCUGGAAAAAGCCAUCGAUACAGUCUUUGAUAUCCACACCAAGGAACCAGAUGGAGAUAUCCUAGUCUUCUUAACAGGAAGAGAAGAGAUAGAUAAAGCUGUCCAAGCAAUAUCGGAACGUGCAGCAAGUUUACACCCAAGAUCACAAGUUCUUAUGCCACUACCACUUUAUGCUGGACUCUCAACCGAACAACAAAUGUUUGUCUUUGAGCCACCUCAAGAAAAUAUCAGAAAAGUCAUAUUUUCUACGAACAUUGCAGAAGCUUCCGUCACAAUUGAUGGAAUCCUCUACGUUGUAGAUUGUGGCUUCGUAAAACUUCGAGCUUACAAUCCUAUUACCGGAAUCGAAACGUUAACCGCAACAUCAAUAUCCAAAGCAUCCGCAACCCAAAGAUCCGGUCGAGCCGGUCGUACCAAACCCGGAAAAUCAUUUCGUCUUUACACAGAAGCAAACUUUCAAAGCCUAGAAGAAGCAACCGUUCCUGAGAUCCAAAGAUCAAGCCUCGCCCCCACGAUCCUUCAGCUCAAAGCCCUAGGUAUCGACAACAUCGUCCGUUUCCCCUUCCUCACCUCCCCACCAGCCGAACUCAUCAUCCGCGCCCUCGAACUUCUCUAUUCUCUCGGCGCCCUCGAUACCUACGCCAAACUCACCAAACCUCUCGGAACUCGUAUGGCCGAAUUAGCAGUCGAACCCAUGAUGGCCAAAACUCUCUUAUCAGCCAGUUCUUUCAACUGUCUUUCCGAAAUUCUCACAAUUGCCGCCAUGACUUCUGUAGGAGGUAAUAUCUUCUACAACGAUUACGACGAGAAAAAGGCCAUGGAGACUGCUAAAUGGAAAUUUGCUGUUGAGGAAGGUGAUCAUAUUACUUUACUCAAUAUAUACCAAUCCUUCAUCACCAAAGGCAAAAAACAACCUCGAUUUUGCCACGACAAUUAUCUAAACUUCAAGGCCCUAUCAAAAGCCAUCAGUAUCCGCGCCCAACUCAAACGCUACCUCGAACGCUUCGGUAUCUCGAUCGACGAAACCCUCUCUUCCUCUUCAAAUCCAAAUAUGCUAUCAGUAGGUGGUCCAGAUAAGAGUGAACAAAUACGCAGAUGCCUAACAACUGGAUAUUUCGCGCAUGCGGCCAAAAUGCAACCAGAUGGUACGUUUAAGAAUGUGGGGGGUGGAACGGUAUUAUAUGCUCAUCCGAGUAGUUUGAUGUUUAAUCGGAAGUGUGAGUGGGUGGUCUUUAAUGAGGUGGUGGAGGUGGGGGGUAAGGUUUAUAUUAGAGAUUUGAGUAAAAUUGAGAGGGGGUGGUUGGUGGAGUAUGCGCCGGAAUUUUAUAAGAUGGGGAAGUGA
Sclerotinia borealis F-4128 is the source of this 2091-nucleotide messenger RNA. The record is from the annotation of a GenBank genome assembly. NCBI's taxonomy places the organism in Eukaryota, Fungi, Ascomycota, Leotiomycetes, Helotiales, Sclerotiniaceae.